UAAUGUGAUGCGCUCUCCAAGAUGGGCGUGGAAAAAGGAUUGUAUAAAGAAACAGAGUGUAUCUGCAACACUUAUGUAUCCCAGAGUGAAUGUAGUGAGGAAAGGAAUGUAAAGUAUGUUUCCUUUCCGGGCAUCGUGAUAUUGUGACAGCAUGUGACUUUUGGACCGAGUUUCAAAGCCAGACUGUUUUCCCAAGCAACAUAAAGAAUAUUACUUACUGCAAAACUAUGAAAGAACUUAUUACAGAAGAUUAAUUUUAGGAGUAUGUUUUGUAUCUUAUUGUUUUUUGCUAAACUGCCAAAAACCUACCAGGUUUAUUUCCUGCAGUGGCUUUCAGUUUAAUUCCUUCUGUAUUUUUAGUUUAAUGCAGUGAAGAAUAAUAUUUUGAAAUCCAGUUUUUCUCAAAUUGAUCUGAGAGUUCUACAACCUCUUCAUACUCACCAAACUGUUUAUCAGUGGAACUGAAGAAAACAAGUAAGAUGAUAAACUAGCUCUGGAACGGAAGGAGUUUUAUGACAAGGAUGGACUUUGCUUGUUGUGAUUCGCACUUCUGAGAAGAAUGGUUAUCUGGAAGAAACAGAUUUCCUGAAACUUAAAAGUGGAUUUCUCUUCUCAUACUGGUUUCUUUAAAAAGAAAAAGAGGUAGUCAGUCCUAUGGCUGAUAUGAAACUUCGGGAGCUAGCAUCCUCCAGACUCUAUCAGCGGCGGCAGGAUCGUCUGAGUGGCACAGUGGCAUUAUUCAGUGAUGGGAAAGAGAGGGCAGCUGGGAUAUUUGGUAAUAUGACAGAUGCCCUGGCGAAUGCUGUAUGUGAACGCUGUCGGGCUCGUUUUGACCCCACAGAGAGAAUUGUGAACAGCAAUGGGGAGCUGUAUCAUGAAAGCUGCUUUGUCUGUGCUCAGUGCUUCCGCCAGUUUCCAGAUGGACUCUUUUAUGAUUUUGAAGGAAGAAAAUAUUGUGAGCAUGAUUUCCAGAUGUUAUUUGCACCAUGCUGCGGAGAAUGUGGUGAAUUCAUCAUUGGCCGAGUUAUCAAGGCAAUGAACAAUAACUGGCACCCAGAAUGCUUUCGCUGUGAGCUCUGUGAUGUGGCUCUUGCUGAUUUGGGCUUUGUGAAGAAUGCUGGCAGGCACCUCUGCAGACCUUGCCACAAUCGUGAGAAAGCAAAAGGCCUGGGCAAAUAUAUUUGCCAGAAAUGCCAUCUGAUAAUUGAUGAGCAACCUCUGAUGUUCAGGAAUGACUCUUAUCAUCCAGAUCACUUCAGCUGCAGUCACUGUGGGAAAGAGCUGACUGCUGAAGCCAGGGAGUUGAAGGGGGAGCUCUAUUGCCUGCCAUGCCAUGACAAGAUGGGCAUUCCAAUUUGUGGAGCCUGCCGUCGACCCAUUGAGGGACGCGUGGUCAAUGCUCUGGGGAAACAGUGGCACGUGGAGCAUUUUGUUUGUGCCAAAUGUGAGAAGCCUUUCCUGGGGCAUCGGCACUAUGAGAAAAAGGGUCUGGCUUACUGUGAGACUCAUUACAACCAGCUCUUUGGAGAUGUCUGCUAUAACUGCAGCCACGUGAUUGAAGGGGAUGUGGUAUCUGCUCUGAACAAGGCUUGGUGUGUGAACUGCUUCUCCUGCUCUACCUGCAAUAUCAAGCUCACUCUGAAGAAUAAGUUUGUGGAAUUUGACAUGAAGCCAGUGUGCAAGAAAUGCUAUGAGAAGUUCCCGCUGGAGCUGAAGAAACGGCUGAAGAAGCUGUCUGAGUUAGCUUCCAAGAAAACUCAUCCCAAAGCUCUUGAUUUAAACUCUGCAUAAGCACAUUUGCUUCCUUACUGUGCACAUUUUUGCCAAAUACCGUCUGCCUUAGCAACUAAUUACUUGAGAAUGCUUCAGCCGGGCUAAGAAAAUACAAAAGCUCACCAGUUGUAUCUUAUACCCUGAAUGUUUUUCUGCUCAGGUAUAAUGCGCAGGUCCAGGCUUCCAGAAGAAAGCUGUGAUUAUAUAUGCUAGUGCACUACUUUCCCUUUGUAUUAAGUUGGGUAUCAUGCUUUUCAAAAACUUCCUUUGCUAUGAUUUGGAAUUUCUUGCUUUUAUUCAUCCAUGUUUAAUAACCAAAAUUAAGCUGUGUCAGCCACAAGUAGAAAGCUGGGGUGAAAGUAGCUUGCUUAAGCCUCAAAAUUAAAGCUCAAAAUUAGCUAAAAAUCACACUUGUACCAAAGAUAAAGAAAUGCUUUCAAGAAAGAAAUUCUGAACUGAAAAAUGAUUGAAGCAAGAAAAUUAAGUAGCUUUUUGCUGUCCACUUUUUUUUAACCAAAGGGGCAAAUGUAAAACUGUCCAGGACUACUUUACUUACUUAGGCGAUCCCUCGUUGUCUGAGUAUAAUGGCCUUCCAAGUGUAAUGUCUUGGUGGUGGAUACGUAGGUGACUAUAGAGGCUUAUUCUUGUCCUGCAUGUUCUUCCACAGUGAGGACAUUGGUUUCCAGGUGGAAGGUGGUUCCAGUCAGGGUUGGCUUGAUGCGCCUUCCUCUUGGCACAUUUCUCCCUUUCACCCAGGACUAACGUUGUGGGAUUCAUGUGAAUUAAAUGUAUGAGAUAGCUAGUAUUUCCCUCUUCAUGAUCACAAACAUACAGAAGAAAGAAAGAGUAGGUAUAGCUUAAACACAAUAAACAGUUGUAGCACUGUGUGUACUGAGAAGUAAUCACAGCAUCUGCUAUAGCAGGUAAGGACAGCCAACUAAAAUAACCAGUAUUUAUGUUAUAUAUUGCCUUAGAAUAGUAUAAUGUAACAUCUGAGUUCAGACUUCAUGGCUGAAUUGUACUUGCUGGAAGAAGUCCUCAUUGCCUUCAUUUAUAGUACUUUCAUUCAGGGAUGAAGGUGGAAAUUCUAAGCAUUUUAGCUUUCUCCCCCCCCCCCCCCUUAAUAUUGGCAUCAGUGUAGACAAGCUAUUGUAAAUUUCCUAGUAUCUACACCUGCUUCUAGGGGCAAUCUACAAAAUAUUGCAGCUUUACUAUUCACCUUCAUUUCAGCAUUUGUUAUAAAAUCCUAUGGUAAUGUUGGACGAGCAAAUAAAUUGUCCCCAACGUGUAUUUUCCAAUUAACAUGGGAAUAAAAAGUGUGUAUUUAACAUUUUUCUUGUCACUAUACCCCCCCCCCCCCCCCGGCUAAUCUCAUCUCCUUCCUGUCUUAUUCCUGAACUAGAGCUCAGGCAGCUUACCGGCUGAUAGGAAUUGUGGGAGUUGAAGUCCAAAACAACUGGACGGCCAAAGUUUGCCCAUGCCAGGUGUUGAGGAAGUUUGUGUCUAGAGAAUUAGUAUAGACUUUUGGGUCAGAGGAGUGGCAGACAUGAGUCUUUAUUCCUACCACCAGCCAGUUGUUUACCACGUUUCACCCUCGGUGCAAGCAAUAAGAGACAAAGUUUGGGGACCCUGUGCUUGUGUCCUGAAUCACCAUUCCAGUAUAAAUAGUACUGAUUUCAUAAAUCCCACCAUUGUAUUUGUAUUCCUUUCACCAGGAAAGUGGUGUGGAACCUAUUUGUAGCUGUUGCAUUUAGUAUAGAGCAGAAAAACAUGAAUUCAUUUUUAUACAGUAAUUGUGUAUUUUCCUGUAUAUAAGAGAAUAAUCUUUUUCAUAGCUAAUACUGCAAUAUUGUUCUUUAUCAGCUACUUCCUACUUAUCAGCACUUAACGUUGGUUUCUACGUUUAACAGCACAAAAGGGUUGUUCUCUAGAACUAUCCUUCACCAAUGAAUAUUGUUUCACAAGUAAAAGCACAUAAUUCACUAUAAUGUGUAAUAAUUGUUUCUUCCAAAUACAUAAUGUGUUCUUGCUUGCUAGGAAGCAAUUUUCCUUUCAUGUUUUCUUGGAAAUGUUAAUAGCAAAUAGUUUUUUAAGGGCUAGAUGUUCCUAGGAAAUUAGAUCAGUAGAACAGAGCAUAUCACAAGGCUCUUACAUGAAAAUGUUUAUGCCCUGUGGGAAAAUGUUUCCAUUUAUGGCUUAAAUGAAUGUCGGUGCUGUGGGAUGGGAAUGAGAGAGUAAGCAUUGAUAUAGUGAUAAAUAUAAUAAAAUCACUGGCUAGUUGUGCAUUGAAGGAGUGAAAGAGCAGCUUCUUGAAGUUUGUUUGCUUGCUUUUAAUGGCCUAAAGGCAACUGCAGAUCAGGGACCCUUGUUUAUAAACAAGCACAAAAAAUAGUAUAUAAAAAAUGGAAGGAUUUUUAGUGGUUUAGCUUGAAAGCAAUUUUCAGUUCCAAAAAUUAUAGGAUUGCUCACCUAUGCAUGAGAAGUGGUAUUUGCUGUUGAAAGCAGUUGUACAAUGUCAAAAUUACAGGGACAUGCAAAUUGUGUUCAUAUGGAGUACAAAUAUGAAUUGCACUGCUUUGCACUGAAUAUGACAUUGCGCUUUUUGUAUUAAUAUAUUUUACAUAUAUGAAUAACAGUCUCAUGGAUCAUUCCUGAAGAUAGCACAUACUUUUAGAUAGGACAUUAUCAACAUUAAAGGAAUAGUAACAUUUUCAACGUAUAUUCUUUGUUUUUUAAUAAUAAGGGUGAUGGAUAUUGUCAAAUAUUUUGCAAGAUAACCUUUAGAAGAAAAUGACCGUUUUCAUUAUAUACCUUGGUAGCAUACUGGGAAUAACAGCACAAUCCUAUGUCUGACUACUCAAAAACAAAUCUUACUAAGUUAUUCCCAGGUGUGUCAGGUAUGUAUAGGAUUUCAAUAGUACAGCCCUAGGCCGGUCUAUAGUUCAGUAGGAUUUAUUCCCAGGUAAGUGGGUAUAGGGUUGUAAUCUUGAAUCCUACAUAAAAAUGCUUACCUGUUAGAAUAUAAACCACUGUAAUGUAUAUAAGCUUAUCUCAUUUUUGUACAACCAGUCCUCUAUGUGUGGUGUUAGUUUUCCUUCAAGACCUACAUAGUUGCUGAGCAGUAUAUUGCUGUGGGAUCUUAGCACAAUAAUGUCACAAGCAAAAAGGAUAAAACCUUCUCAAUUGAAAUACCGGAUUCCUCCAUUUUACUUUAUAUUUUUGGAAUGAUAGUUCACUGCUACAUAAUAAAUCUUCACUUAUGGAAAAGCUUGAA
This is a messenger RNA of Anolis carolinensis (green anole), 5047 nucleotides long. RefSeq names its product LIM zinc finger domain containing 2 (gene lims2). Lineage: Eukaryota; Metazoa; Chordata; Lepidosauria; Squamata; Anolidae. Gene Ontology annotation, biological process: positive regulation of integrin-mediated signaling pathway; cell-cell adhesion; positive regulation of substrate adhesion-dependent cell spreading. The record is from RefSeq and is a predicted model, not a curated record. The transcript is spliced from 10 exons. Gene Ontology annotation, cellular component: focal adhesion; cytoplasm; cell-cell junction. The coding region runs from base 655 to 1791 and encodes 378 amino acids.